UUUAUCUAGACUUGGACUUUGAUCAUUAGAGGGUCGCUUCACAUAUAUCAUUUUGGGAAUCAUCAGUUGAGAAGACUGUUGUCAACAGGAGGAAGUGACAUGCCUGUCAACGUCGAAAGUGAGGCGGGGUGGAAAGAGAGCUGACGAGCCGAAGAAGGCGUCAGCUAACGUUAUGUGAGAUAGCCAGCGACUAGUGAGUAACAUACGGAAUAAGUUUUAUUACAGAGAGAAAAAAAGCACCAGACUGGAGUAACGAUAUUCGACGCCUGAUGAUUUCAAAAUAUAUGAGAAAUUGGCCGCAGGGACGCGUCGACUUCAGGAAAUGGACCAGAAGCCAUAUUUGGAAGUAGAAGCUCUGUUACUUUAGAAACAACUAAGAAAUCGGUCAUAUAUUUGCUUUAGCAGAAGACUGCCCUGUUUCCACUGUGCCUGUCUGGUUAAUGUAAAAGACAAAACGAAGCUACCAUGGAUGUCUUUUCCCGUCCCAGUGGGGAAAUACAGCGGAGAAAUCCACAGCAAGAUUUUGAGCUUAUUCAGCGAGUUGGAAGCGGCACAUAUGGAGACGUAUAUAAGGCUCGAAAUAUACAGACAGGAGAGCUUGCCGCUGUCAAAAUAAUCAAACUGGAACCAGGGGAUGACUUUUCCAUCAUCCAGCAGGAAAUCUUCAUGGUUAAGGAAUGCACACACCAAAACAUUGUGGCUUACUUCGGGAGCUACCUGUGCCGAGAGAAGUUAUGGAUCUGCAUGGAGUACUGCGGUGGGGGAUCCCUUCAGGACAUUUACCAUGUGACUGGCCCUCUUUCAGAGCUCCAGAUUGCUUAUGUCUGCCGGGAAACCUUGCAGGGCCUGGGAUAUCUGCACAGCAAGGGCAAAAUGCACCGUGACAUCAAGGGUGCCAAUAUCCUGCUAACAGACAAUGGGGAUGUGAAGCUAGCUGAUUUCGGUGUUGCAGCCAAAAUAACAGCCACCAUUGCCAAGAGGAAGUCCUUUAUUGGAACUCCUUACUGGAUGGCUCCUGAGGUGGCAGCAGUGGAGAAGAAUGGAGGCUACAACCAGCUGUGUGACAUCUGGGCAGUGGGUAUUACUUCCAUCGAGCUGGCAGAGCUGCAGCCCCCCAUGUUUGACCUGCACCCUAUGAGGGCCUUGUUUUUGAUGUCAAAGAGCAGUUUCCAGCCUCCCAAGCUAAAAGAUAAAACAAAAUGGUCCACGGCCUUCCAUAACUUUGUCAAAGUGUCUCUGACCAAGAACCCGAAGAAGAGACCUACAGCAGAGAAGCUCCUCAUGCAUGUGUUUGUGGCCCAGACUGGGCUGAACAGAAGACUUGCUGUGGAGCUCCUGGACAAGAUGAACAACCCAGAUAACCAUCCCCACUUCAGUGAAGUGGAUGAUGACGAUCUUGAGCCCCUCUCUGCGGUGAGGCAUACCAUCCGCUCCACCAACAAGAACUGCAGAGCAGAGAGGACGCGCUCUGAGAUCAACUUUGAUAAGGUGCAGUUUGAACCUCCGCUCCGGAAGGAAACUGAAGCUCAUUCUGAAAUGGACGUGACCAAAGAGAAUGACUUCCCCUCCCCGUGGAGCCCUUUCUCUGAGGGAGGAAUCAGUACAAAGAGCCUUCUCAAAAGCGUUGAGGAGGAGUUGUUCCAACGGGGACACAUCGCGCAUCUGGAGGAUGCCUUUGAAGACGUGGAGCUCAAUACCCUGAAGCAAGGACUUCCUCCCCCACUACCUCCGAAGCCCCGGCUGAACAGCUGUUCGGACGAGAUCGGCCUUAAUGAUGAGAGGUGUCUGACGGUGCGGCGCUUCCCAGGCUCUGAGAACGGGCCCGCCCCCGGGCAGCGCAGACAGAGCACGCCCGAGCAGGGCAGCAGGCCCGAGCACUCACCCCCCGACUUCCUGUCUGCCAGUGUGAGCAGCCCCGGCCUGCUCUCCCACUCUGCUGACCAGGAUCAUGAGGACUCGGACAACAGUGUGAAUGGGGACAGUGCCAAGCAGCCUCCAGCCCCACCCCAGAGAAAGGAGAGGAAGGAGUUCCCGAAGCCAGCAAUCAAUGGUCUGCCACCAACACCCAAAGUCUUGAUGGGGGCCUGUUUCUCAAAAGUGUUUGAUGGCUGUCCCCUGAAGAUCAACUGUGCCACAUCAUGGAUCCACCCAGAUACAAAAGACCAGUACCUCAUUUUUGGGACUGAGGACGGGAUUUACACCCUGAACCUGAACGAGCUGCAUGAAGCCACAAUGGAGCAGCUGUUUCCAAGGAGGUGUACUUGGCUCUAUGUUAUCAACAAUAACCUAAUGUCUUUAUCAGAAGGAAAGACCUUCCAGCUGUACUCCCACAACCUGAUUGGACUCUUCGAACAGCUCAAGAAACCGGGAUUGGCUGCCCAGUUUCAGACCCACCGUUUCCCAGACAAGAUCCUGCCAAGGAGGUUCGCCUUGACAACAAAAAUCCCAGACACAAAGGGCUGCCACAAAUGCUGUAUAGUGAGAAACCCCUAUACAGGACACAAGUACCUGUGUGGUGCACUGCAGUCUGGGAUAGUCCUACUCCAGUGGUACGAGCCCAUGCAGAGGUUUAUGCUCAUUAAGCACUUUGACUUCCCUCUGCCCAGCCCCCUGAAAGUGUUUGAGAUGCUGGUGGUUCCGGAGCAGGAGUACCCCAUGGUGUGCGUGGCCAUCAGCCAGGGCAGCGAGCCCGGACAGGUGGUCCGCUUCGAGACCAUCAACCUCAACUCCUGCUCAUCCUGGUUCACCGAGAUAGGAUCAGGUGGUCACCAGGUGGAUGCCAUCCAUGUGACCCAGCUGGAGAGAGACACAGUGUUGGUGUGUCUGGACAAGAAUUUGAAAAUUGUCAAUCUCCAGGGAAAAUUGAAGUCCAACAAAAAGCUUGCCUCUGAACUGAGCUUUGAUUUCUGCAUCGGCUCUGUGGUGUGCCUUCAGGACAGUGUUUUGGCCUUCUGGAAGCAUGGCAUGCAGGGAAAGAGCUUCAAGUCGAACGAGGUAACCCAGGAGAUUUGUGAUCAAAGCCGGGUUUUCCGUCUGCUGGGAUCUGACAGGGUUGUGGUUCUGGAGAGCCGGCCAACAGACAACCCCACAGCCCUGAGCAACCUGUACAUCUUGGCUGGCCAUGAGAACAGCUACUAACCCAAGUCAAUGGCGUCAGGAGGAACGGAUGCUGGCUGCAGACGUAUGCCGACCUGCGUCCACCAUGAACGCGGCUUCAUGGCAGCAAAGACGGUUACGAAGGGCGGCCCGCCCACUCCUGACGCUCUAAACUAUGACAAAACAACAGCAGGGGACGUCUGGGAGAGGGGCUGAACAUCGCAAAGAGAGAGCGCAUGUGGUUCGCCCCUCCCCACAUAUACGCCCCUCUCUGUCCUCCAUCCACAGAGCAGCCUUACAACGCACGCCCUCUCAGCUUAGAGACGGGGGGGCAGGGCUGGGACACCAGUCUUGGGCAAUAUGCGGACAGUGGACUGUCCAGCCCAGAGCCAUUGUGUGGAUAGUCCAGCCCCAUGGUUUCCCACGCACACCUCCAAAUGUAGCAGUGACGCCACCCCACAAGCUAAAGCAAUAAAACGCCUUUUAGGGUCAGCAUUCACUUUUUAUUUCAUUUGAGAAUGUGCCAUAAAAAAUUGCUUUGGUUGGUUUGUUUCCUUGAUGUUUGCAAAAAAAUGGACACUUGUAUUGUAGAAAUGUCCAGCCGAACAAGAGACUCUGAGGGAAACAGGAUUCAUUGCAACUGUGCUGAGCCUUGAAUUAUGGGAGAUAUUUUUCCACUCCGUAGAAGUUUACCAACUGAUAUUGAAUGCAUAAGAGUAAAUGCCAUAGAAUUUGCUUACGUGGGCUAUUUAAACCUUAUUUAUUAAUCCGCGAGUAGUAGAAGUAUUUUACGUUAGCUGUGUUAACCAAUGACAGGCGCAGUCCUGCGAGAUGUGGGACACAGCUCCUCCGGGGUUUAACUACCUACCGAAAGGUUGCUGAGCAGCUUUGGGUCAUUUUACCGCUCUGUAAUAUAGAAUUGCUUCUCUUUGCUUGGGUCUUUUUAGAUUUUGAAUAUAAUGUAAAGUGGUAAACUUUUUUUAUUGUUACUUUUAUUCAAUAUUUGCACCAUGUAAGCACUUUUGUACAUUUAUUUGUUGUUUUGUAUUUAAAUAUGACAAAAAAUGGGAAAAGUUUGGUUUUAUAACAUCAGUAUUCCCUUAAAAAAUGUAAUGAAUGCAGUUUUUGUAAUAAAAAGCUAUUCUGUUAAUAAUAAAAAGUGUAAUACUAGGUUUUGUUGAGUUGUUAAUGAUUGGGCCUUUAGGGUCAGUUAGAGAAUUGACAGUUUUUGGCAAGUGUUCAGUGCUUCAGCAGUAUUGCAUUGGCUCAGAACAUAAAGGCAGACGCAGCAGGGGUCUAUGUGCUAUCCACCAAUAGCCGUAAGUCCUCAUUCCAUGUUGAAAAUAGCGAGUGCAAUUUGCAUAUUGGCUAGAGCCCAGUACAAAUCCCCUGGUAAGGAUGAGCUCGAUAUAAGAUACUCUGAUAAAGUUUCUGUACCGGGGUCUGUUUUUUUUUUUUAACCUUUUGCUGUGUGGCAGAGAUCCUGGCUUAUUGACUUGCUGGCUGAGGAGGAGUCACACGAGUCGCCAACCUCAGAACCACGCUGGUUCGGAUCCAGAUCUCCUCCACCGCAGCUCAUAUUUCCCGCUGCGAUCCAGCCAAAUUAACAAAAGAAAAGAAUGCGCUGAAAAUACCUGUUAUUAGCGCCAAUUUUCCCCGCUGUGAGAAAAUAAUGGGACCGGUACAAAUGUGAAUAAGGGGCAUGAAUCUCCUGUGAUCUUUCUGUACCAAUUACAACAGCUGCAAUUUUGCGCUACAGA
Molecule: messenger RNA, 4856 nt
Organism: Megalops cyprinoides (Indo-Pacific tarpon)
Lineage: Eukaryota; Metazoa; Chordata; Actinopteri; Elopiformes; Megalopidae
Gene: map4k5
Product: mitogen-activated protein kinase kinase kinase kinase 5
Exons: 35
Coding region: 466-3138 (890 amino acids)
Biological process (GO): protein phosphorylation
Molecular function (GO): ATP binding; MAP kinase kinase kinase kinase activity
Source: RefSeq, a predicted model, not a curated record